AUGAACUCGCCCUCCCUGGUUAUCCCCUCACAGCAAACACAGCAGCAAACACAGCAACAACAUCACCAGCAGUCGUCGCAGCACUUGUACAGUAACCACCAGCAGCAACAACAGCAGCAACAACAACAACCACCAACCCUUCACACACACAAGAGCUCACCCAUGGGACAACAACAGAACCUGGAGCAGAUUCGCGAGGAGACAGUGAUGGAGACCGCGAUGGAUAACUUCAUGGCAGGGGUCGAGUCGGGCGAAUACUUUGCACAGCUCCAGCUUCAGUCACCACAACUGCCACAGGCACCUUAUUCUCUCCAGUCACAAUCCACCUUCGACUACCCAGGGAACAACUCUACCAACAACAACUCCAACAGUGCGAUGGCUAUCUCGACACCGCUACUCGCUUCACAAAGCCAGACGGUCUUUGAUAUGUCAGGUUCCUCUGGAGCAGCAGGAGACUCAACCACACCUACAGUUGCUUCCACUUCGCUAUCGUCAGCUGGCAUGAUGACCUCAUCCAUGGAUGGAUCGUCUGGUUACGGAGGAGGAGGAGGAUACCCUCAGUUCUCAUCCAGCACCAACCCGCUCUUCUCGUCACCACCGAUCAGUUCUUCUGGAGCCUUCUCUCCCACCAUGCCCAACAUGACCAACUAUUUCACUCACCAGCCCAUGACGUCGACCAACAGCCAUCGCCACCAAUUUUUCUCCAACAACAUCAUUAUCCCUCCAGGUGGAUCUUUACCUACCAUGAGCCGCUCUCCUCACGAGGACUCACAGAUGGCGGGCGACCAGGGUAGCAGCGCCUACGUGGACUCACAGGACACGAAGGCAUGGCUCUGGGACUCUUAUCCUACCACCAACCCAACGCCAUCGGUUGAGGUCUUGAUGCAGAUGCAGCAACAGGAGCAACAGCAACAGCAACAACACCAGCAACAACACCAGCAACAACACCAGCAACAACACCAGCAGCAGCACCAGCAACAUCAAUACCAGAUGAGCCAGGAUCUUUCCAGCAGUAGUGGCAACUUAGCUCAACAGCAGCCGUUCAUGCACAGCCAACCUCCUCCUCAUCCCUUCUACCAACAACCGCAGGACCACAUUCAGUCUCCGCCAUUAUCGGCCAUUCAGCCCGGCUAUACAGUCUCGUCGCCCGUGACCACCCCGCCCACGACCCCACAGCGUCACCCAAGGCUCUUCCAUUCGCAAUCACAGCCUGGACUGAGGAAUAUGCAGCAGCAGCAGCAGAAGCAACAGCUUCUUCAGCAGCAGCAACAGAACGGUCUCCGUCAUCGUCAACACUCUGUCCAUUUCACAGGCGGCGGCUUUGUCUCGGGAGACCUCAGCGGGAUGCGGACGAAUCGCCAUGUCAGCCUGCCAGUAGGAUCUUAUAGCGCACCUAUCCCUUCCUUGGCCAGUUUGUCUGAGAUGAUGCAGGACUCUCCUUUGGGAAGCGCUGGUGGCAACGGCCUUUAUUCAACAGCAGAUCCUGCGACCACCUUGGCAGAGACGACCACUUUGCUAUCGAUGUCGCUCCCAUCAACGACCCAUGGAUAUUCGUUCUUGGACGGCCCACCGCCACCCAUGCACCACCACCAUCACCAUCACCACUUCUUGCCAACAAGCCCUCCUCCCUCGUCAGCUGACCUCUCAGGAACAUCGACGCCCACGACACCAAAGUCUCGCUCUCGCGCCGGAUCCAAAUCGAGAUCGCGCCCCACCUCGGCAUCGUCAGUUGUCUCUGUCAGGAAUGCAGGUGCGCCUUAUUCGCCUUCGAUUACCAACACCUCAGGACCUAUCUCUGUCGCUGCCGCAUCUCGUUCUCCAUCGUUGGUUCCUCUCUCGCCGAUCCCACCCUUCAAGCUCGGGGAUGACGCCGAUGCAACAAGCCCGCCUCCCAACUCUUACGACUCUGGCAUGAUCCUUGUCCCUGGAACCCCUGGAGCAGCUGGCAACGCCACCGGUGCUACACCAUCUGGAGGAGUCACAGGGACGACAGCUGGAGGAAAGGCUAGACGGAUCUCGAGGACCAAGCUCCCCUCAAAGACACGCUCCCGGUCUAGUACACUUACGGCGUCGAACGCUGGUAGUGGGUUGAUUGCAGGAUCGCCUGCUGAGGCAGCUACUGGCUUGGCGACGAGCCCUUUUUCGAUGGUUCUCUCUGAGCAGGAAGAGGCGGAUCUUCAGGGACUGGCGGAUGCUUCUGCAGAUUCCCUUCAGCAUCACCACCUUCAGCGCCAACACCAGCUACAGCAACUCCAUGUGAAGUCGGGCAUUGAGCUCACACCGGGUGGGUCUCAACCAGGUGACGAUAUCGACCCCUUCCAGCUCGAUACAACCGUUCAACACCAGCAGUACCAGCACUUGGAUCCCGCUAUGCUGAACAUGUCGUCAGCCUUGAAUGACCCAGACGGUGGAUUGGAUGAAGACCUUGAAGACGACGAUGGCAUGGACGAGGAUGGUGCAGGACUAGGCGAGGAUGGCUCUAGCACUCCAGGAGCCGAAGAGUCAUCGUCUUCCGCCAACACCAACCCCACCGGCAAGCCCAUCCCCUGCCCAAUCCCAAGCUGCUCCAAGACCUUUGCUCGGCCCUUCAACUUGAAUGCCCACGUCAAGUCCCACGAUGUCCUCAAGCCCUAUGGCUGCCAUCUCUGCAGCCGCGUCUUUUCGCGCAAGCACGAUCUCCAACGGCAUAUCCGAGUCCACACUGGUUCAAAGCCCUAUGUCUGCGUGAAUUGUCAAAAGGCGUUUGCCAGAACCGAUGCCCUGUGUCGGCAUUACAAGUGCGAGGAAGCCUGUCGGGAGUUUAUGCAGCAGGAUGAAGUCCGGAAGCAGGCUCAGCAGAACGUCCAGCAUUCGUUGCACCAGGAACAGAUUGAGCUCCAACAAGCUCAGCAGGCGUUUGCGUUGGCCAGGCAGCAGGAGGCUGAGGCUCGAGCUGCGGCUGCGGCUGCGGGAGGGUAUGCCCUGGAAGCGGUUGCUGAGGAUGUAGCACCCCGGACAGGCGCGGAUGUGGUGGAUGAGUUGAGCAUCAAGAGUAUCAUCAAGAUCGAGCAGCAGCAACAACAGCAGCCGAAGUUGAGACGCACUUCUACGAUCACUUCGUUGUCCGCCGCAGCCAUGGAUUCGAAGGCUGUCACUACUUCCACCACCACAAUAAUUUCUUCGUCUGCUGGUGUAGAUGGGUCUGUGAAGGCAGAGAGCCAACAGGACUAA
Molecule: messenger RNA, 3210 nt
Organism: Linnemannia hyalina
Lineage: Eukaryota; Fungi; Mortierellomycota; Mortierellomycetes; Mortierellales; Mortierellaceae
Source: the annotation of a GenBank genome assembly